This is a messenger RNA of Tarenaya hassleriana, 1661 nucleotides long. RefSeq names its product NAC domain-containing protein 45-like. The coding region runs from base 180 to 1628 and encodes 482 amino acids. Gene Ontology annotation, molecular function: DNA binding. The transcript has 6 exons. Gene Ontology annotation, biological process: regulation of DNA-templated transcription. Lineage: Eukaryota; Viridiplantae; Streptophyta; Magnoliopsida; Brassicales; Cleomaceae. The record is from RefSeq and is a predicted model, not a curated record.
UAUUUUCUCUUCGCCUUCUUCGUUCUCCAUAAUCUUCGUCAACCCUUUUGCUCGUUCUGCGUCGGCUUUCCUUGUUCGUUCUUAGACGGCCGGUUUUGUUCAUUUUCGUACGUAAAGAAACAAGACCGAUCGUUGAUUUGUACAGAUCGUCAACUUUGCAUCACGUAAAGGGGAUACAUAUGGCUGCAGUUUCAUUGCCUCCUGGUUUCCGGUUUCAUCCGACGGACGAGGAACUGAUCACUUAUUAUCUCAAAAGAAAGAUCAACGGUCGGGAGAUCGAUUUGGACAUCAUCCCUGAAGUUGAUCUCUACAAGUGCGAGCCAUGGGACUUGCCAGGAAAAUCGUUGCUUCCAAGCAAAGAUCAAGAAUGGUACUUCUUCAGCCCGAGGGACAGGAAGUAUCCAAACGGUUCGAGGACGAACCGUGCCACCAAAGGCGGUUACUGGAAGGCGACGGGCAAAGAUCGACGAGUGAGUUGGAGAAACCGAGCUAUCGGGACAAAGAAGACCUUGGUUUACUACCGUGGACGUGCACCUCAUGGUAUCAGAACCGGCUGGAUCAUGCAUGAAUACCGCCUCGAUGAAACUGAAUGCGAGCUUUCAGCUCUAGGCAUGCUGGACGCGUAUGCACUUUGUCGUGUGUCCAAGAAAAUUGUGAUUGAGGGGAAGCCGAGGGAAAUGAGUUCUUACGUGCAUACGAGGGCGAUGAUCGGUGAUUGUUCGUCGAAUCUCGACGUUUGUUCCUAUCCAGACAGUUCAACACAUCAGAUUCAGCCUUACCACCAAUUCGGUGGAGGGAGAGAUGAUGAUUGGGCAAGAUAUUUGCCUCAAGAGGCUUUUCCUUUACCAAACCAUGGAUCUUCAUACGAUCCAUAUCCCCCUCUGUCCAAGGUUAAUUCCGAGAUCGAAUGUGCAAUGCUGCAACACCAGAUGUCAUUGCCACCAUUGCGAAUAGAAAGCUCCCCUCAAACAAACGAAUACUUCAAAGUGAAUCAAAACAAUGAUCACGGCUUCGAGGACUUUACUUUCGCCACGAGUAAUUUCAAUCACUAUAACAACGAUCCGUUCAUACCCGUUUUCGGAAAUCUAGAUGAUGGAUUCAAUGCCGAGAACUCGAGGUGGAUGAGAACGCCGAACAAUGAUACCAACCACCAUGAUUUCGUCGAAGAACAUAAGAUUAUGCCAAAUUUCGAAGAUAAUAAUGAAUUCGAUGGUGAAUCUCGAUGCAAUGCCAUCAACAGCAACAUUGACAUCGAAGAUUAUCUCUCCUUCGAAAUCUAUCACGUCAAAGACGAGAAACAAGUAGGAGAGGUCGAUGCGGCCAUUAAUACAAACGAAACCCUAAUCUCGUCGAGCUUUGAAAUGGUGGAAGAAGAGAUCAAGGUUAACCAUGGAAUGUUCAUCGCGACGCGUCAAGCGACCGAGACUCUGUUCCAUCAGAUCGUACCUUCCGAGACAUUGAAAGUUCAAAUCAAUGCUUUGGAUGAUCGUUUGGAAGAAAGGAGGGCAUUGUCCGAAGAUUACUCAGAUUCUUUGUUCGACAAGAUCAAACGAAGUGCAAAGGCGAGACUGUCAAAGGUUCACUUAAUUGCACAUCAAUAUUACAUGAGCAUUAGAGUGUUUUUCUAAUCUCAAUCAUUGUUUUUUUAUCCUAUAUAUAUA